CGAACACAGGACUCGUCUUUAUCAAUCAGCUGAAGAACUGGAGAGAUGCUCAGAGUUACUGCAGACAGAAUCACACUGAUCUGGUCAGUGUGAGAAACCAGGAUGAGAGUGAACAGGUUGAGAAGAUCAUUAAAGAUAAUAACUCAUCUGGAUCACAUGUCUGGAUCGGUCUGUUCAGAGUCAGAGACUCAUGGCAGUGGUCAGAUCAGAGUAACUCCUCAUUCAGAUACUGGGAUCCUACUCAACCUAACAUUAAUGAAAAUAAUGAAAACUGUACAGCAGUAAAACAUGACCCUCUUGGACAAUGGCAUGAUCUCUCUUGCAACGACCAGUUUCCUUUCUUGUGUCAUGAAGAUAAACUGAUUGUGAUCAGAGAGAAUCUGACGUGGUCUGAAGCUCUGAGAUACUGCAGACAGAAUCAUGUGGAUCUGGUCUCGGUUCAUUCAGAAGAGAUGCAGCAUGAGGUGAUGAACGUGGUUAAACGGGCGUCUACUGCGGCGGUGUGGUUGGGUUUACGUCACUCCUGCACUGUGGGCAUCUGGUUCUGGGUGAGUGGAGAGACGGUGUGCUAUCAGAACUGGGCUCCAGGGAACGGCACAUCAGAGGAGGACUGUGAACACACAGUGAGAUCUGGAGCAGUUCAGUCUGGAGGAGAUCAGCGCUGGAUCAGCCGUCCUGAAACUGACAAACUCAACUUCAUCUGCAGCAGAUAUUAAGAGUGAAAGAUACACAGACCUUUCAUGUAAGAAAACAAGUGCUUG
Sinocyclocheilus anshuiensis is the source of this 761-nucleotide messenger RNA. RefSeq names its product C-type mannose receptor 2-like. The record is from RefSeq and is a predicted model, not a curated record. Lineage: Eukaryota; Metazoa; Chordata; Actinopteri; Cypriniformes; Cyprinidae. The transcript is spliced from 2 exons. The annotation marks the transcript as partial.